AUGUUAGGAAAUUUAGAUGAAAUAGCGUAAAAUAAUCUAAUUAAAGAUUAUGAACUUAAAGAAAUAAUUACAACCCUUACAGAAAUUGGAAUAAAGCCUUUGAAAUUCUUGGGAAUCUAUAAUGACUUUGUAGCUAUUGAAACUAGAGAGGCAGAAUAAUGUUAGAAUAGGUAGACAUUAAUAACCAACAAUAAAAACAUUAGUGCUGAUAUGAUUGAUAAAAUAGUAAAAUCCUCUUGUCAAAGUUGUUAUAUUUCUUAAUAAAGAACUUAAAAAUAUGAAAUAAUUCAUAUUCCUUCUGCAAAAUAUACUCUUAAUGACUAAAAUAUUCAUUACAAAUUUAAAGACUUAGAUAAAAAAAGCUUAAUUGAAAUAUUUACAAGGAUACUCUAUGUUGUUAUAAGUAUGUAAAAGGAUGAUGAUUAUUAUUUAGGAAUUAAUAAAGACUCUAUCUUUUUUAAAAGAAAUGGAUAAGUAUUUCUAAAUUAAUUUAAUUUUAAGUCCAUAGACAAAAUUAAACAUUUAAUUUAAAACAUGUUUGAUGAUGAAUUCUUAAUGUAUUUACCACCUGAAAUAUUGCAAAAUAGUCUGUAUAAAUCUUCCUCUGAUAUUUACACCUUAGGAUUAUUUUUUUUAGAAAUACUUGGACUCUAAAUCGAUAAGGAAGUUGCUCUUUAAUUAAGUAAUUCAAAUUACUAAAUAACAAAUUGUUUAAAGCAUUAAGAUUUAGUUAGCAUUAUAACCUAAUAUAUGAUAUGCUAAGAUUAUUAAAAAAGAUCAUCAUCAAUAGAUUUAUUUUGGCUUUUUAAAUUUCAACUUGAGGAAAAGUUAAAUAUUUAAGAAAUUUGUAUGUUCAUUCAAUCUAAUAUUCAACUCAAUAAAAAUGUAAUCAGUGAAAUUCAAAAUAGUUCCAAAAAUAUAAAUCGUAGUAGAAUAAUCAGUGAAUAUAAAAUUUUUGACAAUCUGAUUGAUCUAGAAUAUUAUUAUUAAAAUGGUUGUAUAGUAACUUCAUUAAAAGAAUGUAAUUUAUAAAUUUUAAUUUUUGGAAAUGAAUUAUCUGAAUUCGAAAAUAAAUAUAUGACCAUCAAUAUAGAAUUAGAGAGUGGCUACCCUUACAAAUCUUCUCCGUUAAUUCAAUUUGAAAACGGUAUUAAUUCUAUUUUAUGUGGAUAAAAUAAUCAAAUUCUUUAAACUUUAAAUAUUGAGUGGUCACCUGCUACUACUAUUAAAGCUUAAGUAAUUACGGUUGCUAGUAUUUUUAAUAAAUCAGCUAAUGAUAUAAUAUCAUUUUUUUACUGUGAAGACAAUCUAAAUGAAAUGAAUAGUCAAUUAUUAUCAGAGGAACUGAAAAAGUUGGGAGAUGUAGAUAUUUUAUACAAUUAAUAUAAAUCUUAAUUCUUAUAGAAAUAUGCAAAAUGA
Messenger RNA from Tetrahymena thermophila SB210, 1419 nucleotides. Its product is annotated as ubiquitin-conjugating enzyme. The record is from RefSeq and is a predicted model, not a curated record. Lineage: Eukaryota; Ciliophora; Oligohymenophorea; Hymenostomatida; Tetrahymenidae. The transcript has a single exon.